UUUACAAGCGAGGGCAUGAAGAACGUGUCGUUAAAAGGCAACUCUUUAGUCUUGACGGACGAGGCCGCCCUGACACCCAACCUCCGCAAAACCUCCCACCGUGCUCAUGCUUUGCAAUCUUUCCCCUCCCACAAACCCCUCUUGAAUCCUCCAUCAAUCAAUCCCCAGCGCCCCAGCAAGAGCAACUAUCCCAUGUCCCAUCCCAUGGCGGAAGAGGAAGAAGGCAAGAUGGCGAAGCAGCUUGGAGGCGGAGCGGCGUCGGCGGAAUGGGGGAGCCGCGGCGAGAUUUCCGUCAAGAUAGACUCCCGAGUUCUCCUCUGCAGGAUCUGCUCCCAGCCCCUCAAGCCGCCUAUCUUCAAGUGCGAGGCUGGGCACGUUUUGUGUUCUCGGUGCCUGGAAAAGCUCCACGAGGUUGGGUACGUGUUGAAGUUGGGCGUCUUUUGUGUUCUCUGUUGCAAAAACACUAGCUAUUGUCGCUGCAUUGAAAUUGAGGAAUUCAUCGAUGCCGUCAAAGUGCCGUGUUCCAACAAAAUAUAUGGCUGCAGUGAGUUCAUCAAGUACUUCCAGAAGGAGAAGCAUGAAAGUGGAUGUACACAUGCACCAUGCUACUGCCCAGAGAAUGGCUGCACUUUCGUACGGCCAACUGGUUCUCUUCUGAACCACUUUGUCGACGUGCAUGGAUGGUCACCGACCUACUUCCGUUACAACAAACCGCUCAAGAUCUCCAUGGCACUAGACUGCCGGUUUACGCUGCUCCUCGGGGAAGACCAAUCCAUGUUCCUCCUAACCAACACUCUGACCGACAUCGGCCAUGCUCUCACGGUGGUCUGUGUCAGGCCUCACCAAUCUGAACCGAGCUAUUCAUGCAACAUCUCGUCUACCUGCAGUGUUUCUGGUAGCAAAGCCGAAGGGAGGCUUGUGUUCCAGAAGGAUCCUCUUGUAUCAAGCAGCUCGCUGUUGGCUGGGGUCCAGAUGGGCAAGUUCUUCCUGCUGGUUCCUCCGGAACUCGUUGAUGAAUCAUCUGGUGAACUCAUCAUUCACAUUCGUAUCGACAGGCUGGCAUAGAGAUUUCACAAGAAGCUAUGGUCAGACACUUUUUGGUCGCGUAUAUGGGUUCCCUGCAACUAACAUGAGUGCACAAGGAGAAAAGCUGUUGUUGUAUGCUGUUUCAUUACCAUGUAACUGAAGGAAGUAGGCCGAGCUUGAAAAACAAUUGUUUUGUUAUGUAGCUGUUUUCGACUUGUCGCUUGUCACAGUAGAAGUUGGCCUAAUUCUAAAGUCUAAACCCAUGAGUUUCACAAAUGGGUGCUGGUUAUGCAAAAUAGCUUUGGUUGUACUGUACCAAUUGAGCAGUAUGUUGCAACUUCAUAUUAUAUGUAUCAAGUAUGAUUAGUUAGUAAGAUGAAUAUCUUUGGUACUA
This is a messenger RNA of Brachypodium distachyon (stiff brome), 1420 nucleotides long. RefSeq names its product putative E3 ubiquitin-protein ligase SINA-like 6. The transcript is spliced from 2 exons. Lineage: Eukaryota; Viridiplantae; Streptophyta; Magnoliopsida; Poales; Poaceae. Gene Ontology annotation, molecular function: zinc ion binding. The record is from RefSeq and is a predicted model, not a curated record. The coding region runs from base 16 to 1065 and encodes 349 amino acids.